AUGGAUGAGAAAUUACAGGAGCAGAAGCGAUCGUUUAUUGCUAGUGAAAUUAUUUCCUUCGGAUUCAAUAUUUUUCCAUCAGAAGAAUUAGAAGACUUACAAAAAGCAGGCAUUGAAGAUUUACGUUUCUAUAAGCUAAUCGAAUGGAUGUGUAAUGAGAUAUCGUCACUGUAUGGGUUAGAUGAAACGGUUCAUGGACCAGCUGGAUCCGAUAAUGUGGAAUUUUUCUUAUUAGACCUUAGUUCAAUUUUGUCUGAAUUAGAAUGUCCGGUGGAUGCGUUAACAACUGGACCAGUUGUAGAAAGAUUUCGUUCGACUGAAAAUCAAACAAAAUUGCUUGAUUUUUUAAUGGGGCAUAUGAAAUGCGCUCGAUUGACUGCGCUGAAUCGAUUACAUGAGGAAAUACCUGAGUAUAAGAGUGCUGAAGUACUUCACUUAGAAAAUGCAUUGGUAGCAGUUGGUAUCAAUCAGUUACCUGCUGGUAUUACAGUUGAGCAGAUUUUCUCAGCAUUAAAAGAUUUGGCUACGAAACAAAUGGACAAAUGUAAAGAAAAACCACAUCCACUAUUAACCGCGUCAUUAAGUGAUACACAGUGGGAAAAAAUCGAAGUGUUGAAUGAAAAAUUAGUGCAGGAAUAUCGAAGUCGGAUUCUAUUAUUGCUUAAACGUCUCGAUGUUACAAUUCAAUCAUUCACUUGGUCCGAUCGUAUAAAGAAAAUGCAGGAUAAGUUACAUGAUAUUUAUCGUUCUCGACGAGAACACAUUGCUGUAGCAUCAAAUGUUGGUAUGGAUGAUUUACUUGCGGCGACUAGCUCUCUUCUAAUUGUUGAUCGAAUAAAUAAUGAAAAAGAAAGAAAACGUACCGCAUCACGGUUAAAUAAAAUAAUGAUUACUGAUCGUCCGGGUGAUCGUGGUGGUAGGCCAUCUGAACUACGGGCUCCUCCGCCGGAAAUGCCUCCUUGGAUAAAGGAUCGCGUUCCGGAUCAAGGCGGUAGAAAACGAGGCGAUUAUAGAAGUGAUGGAGGAUAUCAGAGAGGUGGAUAUCAAGGAGGCCUAGGUUUUCAGUAUGACAGAAAUGAUUAUCAAAUUGGUGGUGGAUAUGGAGGCUAUGGAAGAGGAGGAUUUAGAACUGGCGGUCGAAGUACAGGUUUUGAAAAUCAGGUAAUGAGAGAAUGCGAAGAAUAUUAUAAUCAAAGCCAUACUGGUCGGCGUGGUAGUAGUAGAAGAGGACGUGGUUGGUACGAUGAACAACGUGGUUGUAGAUAA
Messenger RNA from Brugia pahangi, 1266 nucleotides. The record is from the annotation of a GenBank genome assembly. Lineage: Eukaryota; Metazoa; Nematoda; Chromadorea; Rhabditida; Onchocercidae.